AUGUCACUAAUCGACGUUGCAAACCUGGCAAAAGAUUCAUCAAGUACUUAAAUUUAACUUGCUAUUUAAUAAGCCGUUUCACUGUCAUCUAUCUAUCUACAGGUCUGCUAUCAAACAUAGUGUAUCAUGAUGAAGUUUUGUUGUUCGAUUGUUAUCAUCAUUUGCACACUUGAUGCGUGUUAUGGCGGCAUUCUAUCUGGACAAUGCCAAUCUACAAACGGAACAUGCGGACAAAGAGGUUAUUCGUGUGAUGCGACGUUUGGGAAAGGAUGGACACGGUAUGGCAAAUGUUGCAACGAAAGACCUUGUUGCAAAUUAGUGCCAUGUGUUUCGGAAACUUGUCCAGCGGGGUUCAGGUUUUUACCAAGCCAAGUAACUACUACUAAUUGUUAUGUUGGGGGUGAAUCAGAAAAUUGGGUUCAAGCGCAGAGGAUGUGUGCCAGUUUACCAGGUGCCUAUCUGUGGAGACCGAGAUCUGGACAAGAAGCCGCUGCAGUUUUCAAUGCAUUUAACAUUGCUAGCAAUAUAGUUGUGUGGACCGGUGCAAAUGAUAUCGACAAGGAUGGAUUAUACACAUUUGACACAGAAAAUAGUUCAUUUGCGAUCCAUACUGUCCCAUUUGGAAUAGGCUUUCCGAGUCCUGCGGAAGGUUAUGAUUGUGUGGCGAUAGAAAGGGAUGAAGGUGGAUGGAAAUGGUUUGAAUGGGCUUGUACCUUUUACAUAACCUACAUAUGCGAGUAUCCCAGAAGAGUUUGUCCAUAGAGACUUUGACACUGUCAACGAUGUUCUUCAUUUGAAAAAAAUUGUCGAUGCAUGGAAAAAUAAAAUUAUUAAAAGCGGA
Molecule: messenger RNA, 841 nt
Organism: Mytilus trossulus (common blue mussel)
Lineage: Eukaryota; Metazoa; Mollusca; Bivalvia; Mytilida; Mytilidae
Exons: 8
Coding region: 127-762 (211 amino acids)
Source: RefSeq, a predicted model, not a curated record